Molecule: messenger RNA, 1191 nt
Organism: Spodoptera littoralis (African cotton leafworm)
Lineage: Eukaryota; Metazoa; Arthropoda; Insecta; Lepidoptera; Noctuidae
Source: the annotation of a GenBank genome assembly
AUGUCCGUAGCAGCUAAAGGUAUAUUCAUUGUGGGUGCCAAGCGCACAGCUUUCGGCACAUUCGGUGGUGUGUUCCGCAACACAACCGCUACUGAGCUGCAGACUACAGCUACUAUCGCGGCCCUGAAGGAGGCUGGCGUCGCCCCCGAGAAGGUCGACUCCAUUGUCGUGGGCCAGGUUAUGACGGCAUCUCAAACAGACGGUAUCUUCAUUCCCCGCCACGUUAUGCUGAAGGCAGGCAUCCCUCAGGACAAGCCAGCGCUUGGCGUCAACAGGCUCUGUGGUUCUGGUUUCCAAUCAGUCGUCAACAGCGCACAGGACAUCUUAACCGGUUCUGCCAAGAUCUCCAUCGCUGGUGGAGUAGAGAACAUGUCUCAAGCUCCCUUCGCAGUUAGGAACGUGAGAUUCGGAACAGCUUUAGGUUCAUCGUAUGCUUUCGAAGACACAUUAUGGGCUGGUCUCACUGACUCUUACUGCGGUCUUCCCAUGGGUAUGACUGCUGAGAAGCUCGGAGCACAGUUCGGUAUCACUAGGGAUGAGGUUGAUAACUUCGCGCUGAGGUCCCAGCAGAGAUGGAAGGCCGCCCAAGACGCGGGUGUCUUCAAGGCUGAGAUUACCCCAGUGACCCUGACUGUGAAGAGGAAGGAGGUCAAGGUUGAAGUGGACGAACACCCUCGUCCUCAGACCACCAUUGAAGGUCUUAAGAAACUGCCUCCUGUAUUCAAGAAAGAGGGUCUGGUCACCGCUGGUACUGCGUCUGGUAUCAGUGACGGUGCCGGAGCCAUAGUCUUGGCUGGUGAGGAAGCUGCCAAGGGUCUGAAGCCCCUCGCCCGACUAGUGGGCUGGUCCUACGUUGGUGUAGACCCCAGCAUCAUGGGCGUCGGUCCAGUGCCAGCUAUCGAGAACCUGCUCAAGGUCACCAAGAUGUCCCUCAAUGAUAUCGACCUGAUUGAGAUCAACGAAGCCUUCUGCGCUCAGACCCUGGCCUGCGCCAAGGCUCUGAAGCUUGACAUGGAGAAACUGAACGUGAACGGAGGUGCCACUGCUCUAGGACACCCUCUCGGAGCCUCUGGAUCCCGUAUCACCGCACACUUGGUGCAUGAACUCAGACGUCGUGGUCUGAAGCGUGGUAUUGGCUCCGCGUGCAUCGGAGGAGGCCAGGGCAUCGCGCUCAUGGUGGAGACCGUUUAA